CUUCAUUCUCAUCUUUUGUCUACACAUCCUCAUUAUGCCAGUCUCCCAUCAAAGUAACAAGGCCACCCUUUCCCACCCUUCUGGUGCAUCUGCAGAAGUCUACCUCUUUGGUGCGACUCUUACAUCGUGGAAAGUCUCCAACAAAGAGCGCAUCUUCCUCAGUGCCGAGGCAGUCCUAGACGAAUCAAAGGCUAUCCGUGGAGGGAUCCCAUUGGUCUUCCCUGUUUUUGGCAAAGGCAAAGCUCCUCAUAUCACUGCUUCGCUUCCCCAGCAUGGAUUCGCAAGGAUUUCACGCUGGAAGUUUGUCAAUUCUUCAGAUGAUGACCAAACGGUUACUGCUCAGUUCGGUUUGGAUCACUCCAUGAUCUCUGAUGAACACCGCAGUUUGUGGCCAUUCGACUUCUCGCUGAUCUACACUAUCAAAUUAACAGCAGAUACAAUUGAGACUCACCUCAAGGUCCAUAAUGUCGGUGACAAGCCUUUCGACUUUAACACUCUUCUACAUACCUAUUUCUUAAUUCCUGAUGAAUCUAAAGUCAGGGUCAUUGGGUUGAAUGGGGUUGACUAUGCUGAUAAGGUCCUGCAACAGUCCUCUCGCCAGGAUGGUGAGGCUGUGAUUCGUGGCGAAGUUGACAGAGUUUAUGCAAAUGUCAAAUCGACCGAUAUUGACAUCCAUUACGGAGCUGAUGAGCAGCAAAAUGGGCGCGGUAUCAAGUUGAGCAAGAAUGGAUUGAACGACAUUGUAGUUUGGAACCCUUGGAUCGAGAAAUCAGCGGGUAUGGCUGAUUUUGGAGAUGAGGAAUAUCAUCGUAUGAUUUGCGUCGAAGCAGGCCAAGUUGCAGAGUUUAUUGCCCUUGCUUCCGGGGACUCUUGGGAAGGAAGCCAAGUCUUAAGCCUUUUGUGAGCAGCAUUGGAUUGUCAUAUCAAUAAUAAAAUUAAGCGCGAAAAUAGCAG
Messenger RNA from Lobosporangium transversale, 954 nucleotides. Its product is annotated as apospory-associated protein c. The record is from RefSeq and is a predicted model, not a curated record. The coding region runs from base 35 to 904 and encodes 289 amino acids. The transcript is spliced from 6 exons. Gene Ontology annotation, molecular function: isomerase activity; carbohydrate binding. Gene Ontology annotation, biological process: carbohydrate metabolic process. NCBI's taxonomy places the organism in Eukaryota, Fungi, Mortierellomycota, Mortierellomycetes, Mortierellales, Mortierellaceae.